Messenger RNA from Syngnathus typhle (broad-nosed pipefish), 2027 nucleotides. It is a transcript of the gene trmt1, whose product is annotated as tRNA methyltransferase 1. Bases 1 to 1902 code for a protein of 633 amino acids. The record is from RefSeq and is a predicted model, not a curated record. Gene Ontology annotation, molecular function: RNA binding; metal ion binding. The transcript is spliced from 15 exons. Lineage: Eukaryota; Metazoa; Chordata; Actinopteri; Syngnathiformes; Syngnathidae. Gene Ontology annotation, biological process: tRNA N2-guanine methylation. Gene Ontology annotation, cellular component: nucleus.
AUGCUGUGGCGGGCCGCCGCCCGGCUGUUGGAAGUCCUCGUCACCCCCCGUCGCCUUCCCCCGCCCUUCGCAGCACGUCGGAGUUGUGCGGGUUGCGCCAUGGAAACGCCUAAAACAGCCGAUCCGGGCUCCGACGUGACUAACGCCGAAGCUGUCGAGAAGCAGGAGGAGCCGCCUCUCGUCGGGUUGCUGGCGGGAGAGACGGUGGUGAAGGAGGGCAAGGCGGCCAUUUUGUUUCCCAGUGCCAAUGAGGUGUUUUACAACCCGGUCCAGGAAUUCAAUCGAGACUUAACAUGCGCGGUGCUGACCGAGUUCUCCAGAGAAGUGCUGGCUCAGCGGGGCCUUCAGAUUGCGGUUCCUGGCGAGAAAGAGCCAGCGGUGGCGUCUCUGCCCGACGAACCUGCCGAGGCACGGGACGGGAAGACCGACGUGGAGGGGGCCGCUGUCGUCACGGCGACGGCAGGGCAGAUUUGUGAGCGCGGUCUUCGCGUCCUGGAGGCUUUAGCCGCGUCGGGUCUGCGCUCGGUGCGCUUUGCGCUGGAAGUGCCGGGCCUUCGGAGCGUCACCGCCAACGAUUUCUCCCGCAAAGCCGCCGCCCUGGUCGCCAGGAACGCCGAGUACAAUGGCGUGGGCCAGCUCGUCCGGGCUAGCUGCAAGGACGCCAGCAUGCUUAUGUACGAGAUGCGAGGGAAGAACGAUCGCUACGACGUCAUCGAUCUGGAUCCCUACGGCAGCCCCGCCUCGUUCCUGGACGCCGCGGUGCAGUCCGUCGGCGACGGAGGCCUCUUGUGCGUCACGUGCACCGACAUGGCCGUGUUGGCGGGGAACAGCAACGAGACGUGCUACAGCAAAUACGGCUCCGUUUCCAUCAAAGCCAAGUCCUGUCAUGAGCUGGCUCUGCGCAUCAUCCUGCACAGUUUGGACCAGCGGGCCAACGUGUACCAGCGCUACAUUCGACCGCUGCUGUCAGUCAGCGCCGACUUCUACAUCCGGGUGUUUGUGCGCGUCUUCACGGGUCAAGCCACCGUCAAGAACUCAGCCAGCAAGCAGGCUCUGAUCUACAACUGCGUCGGCUGCGGCGCGUUCCACUUGCAGAGGAUGGGCAGGAGGACGGACAACGGCAAACAUACCAAAUACUCGACGGCCACCGGGCCACCCGUGGGACCGACGUGCGAGCACUGCGGACAGAGGCAUCAGCUGGGCGGUCCGAUCUGGGCGGAAGCCAUCCACGACCGGGCCUUCGUCCAGAAGGUUCUGAGCGCGGUUAGCGGCAACCCGGCUCGCUUUGCCACGUCCAAGCGCAUGGAGGGGAUGCUGAGCAUGGUGACCGAGGAGCUGGAGGACACGCCCCUUUACUACACGGUUGACGGGCUGAGCAGCACCAUCCACUGCAAUACGCCGCCAUUGCUGCAGUUCCGGUCGGCUCUGCUGCACGCCGGUCACAGAGUUUCCCUCUCGCACGCCUGCAAAAACGCCAUCAAGACGGACGCGCCGCCCGCCGUCAUCUGGGACAUCAUGCGCUGCUGGGAGAAGAGCAACCCGGUAAAACGUGAGAAACUCUCCGAAAUGACGCCCGCCUUUAAGAUCUUGUCUGCCGAGCCCAGCUUCGACGCUUGUUUCACCGUGCGGGACGACGCCAACCCUCAGUCCCGUCAGCGCCACUUGACCCGUUUCCAGGAGAACCCGCAAGCCUUCUGGGGACCCAAAGCCAGAGCAAAAGCAAGCGGCGGCAUCUGCGACGACCUGCAGCUGAAGCGCAUGAAGAACCAAAACAAGCGCAAGGGCCAUAUGACGGAGCAGCUCAAGAGCCUCCCGUGCAAAAAAUUCAAACAGGGCACGUGCACCUACGGGGACAAAUGCUCAUACUCCCACGACUGCGCCACGGACGACAAAAUGGAAUAAAUGAAGACGAUUUUUGGUUUUACUUAUUUUACUAAGUUUCACAAUCAAUCUUUUUUUUUGUUUUUGUUGGUGAGGGGCUUUGACUGUUGUAACGGUCCAAUAAAGCGCAACACGUACGGAAAUGA